AUGGACUCCUACAUGUACCAGACGGUUGGCUCCGAGCUGGUGAACUCCAUCGCAGAGGCGAUGGAGCUUCCCUUGGUUCGUCGGAAUAUCACCGGAGCACCCAAGAACCUGGAGAACGGUAGCUAUGUGAAGAGCUCAGGCACAGUUUCGAAGGUAUUUGGAGGAGUUCCAUACUGUGGAUGGGAACGAUCUCAUUACAACAUACCUUAA
This is a messenger RNA of Cladocopium goreaui, 210 nucleotides long. The record is from the annotation of a GenBank genome assembly. Lineage: Eukaryota; Dinophyceae; Suessiales; Symbiodiniaceae.